AUGGCCUUGCGCAAUGGAGGGAGGGGACAUGAUUACUUGAUAAAUACCAGCGAGUAUGAUGCAUUUCCCAGUAGCUCAGUGGAGGGACAAGCCUCACAGACACCAGAUCCAACACAAUUUAUGCCUCAUGAUCGGGGCCGUCCCUGCCGCCCGGAGAUGCCAGUCCCGGGCAGGGUUUUACCUCAGGGUUCUCGGACGAAGCCACAGGUAUCCCUUCCCCCUGGCCCACUGCGAGCCGUCAUGGCGCCCAGCUCGCCUCCCUUCCCGCCCUCCCAGGGUGGCUGUGGAGACCCACGACCCCCACCCCGCGCACGCUGCUGGGGGGACGCUGGGGACCGCUCCUCGGCGGAGCCAACUCAGGCAGCGCUUUGGGCGCGGGGACACGCGUUUAAACCGCGCUCCGGGGGAUUAUGUGGCAGCACAGCGAAGCCCCUCAGACCCGACCGCACCUCAGGCUGCCGCCCUCGGCCGCCCGGCAUAGAGGGAGGGAGGAGUACCGGCCUUAUGCCCUGCCCAGAGGGCCCGGGACAAAGGCGACCGUCCCGCCCAGGUGAGGCGGAGCCGUGA
Harpia harpyja (harpy eagle) is the source of this 567-nucleotide messenger RNA. RefSeq lists its product as uncharacterized. The transcript has 2 exons. The coding region runs from base 1 to 567 and encodes 188 amino acids. NCBI's taxonomy places the organism in Eukaryota, Metazoa, Chordata, Aves, Accipitriformes, Accipitridae. The record is from RefSeq and is a predicted model, not a curated record.